This is a messenger RNA of Salmo salar (Atlantic salmon), 2904 nucleotides long. The record is from RefSeq and is a predicted model, not a curated record. NCBI's taxonomy places the organism in Eukaryota, Metazoa, Chordata, Actinopteri, Salmoniformes, Salmonidae.
CCCAGAAAUUAUACCCACCCACAAACAGACAGAGACACCUGCAGAGCAAUGGGUAGGAGACCGUUGCGUCUUGAAGAAAAUGUAUCUUUGAAUUACACUUUAUCUGACUACCCUAUUGAAAUGGAAAAUGAUUAACUCCGUUCUCUGGAUAUUACUCUUGCUCGAAAGUGAUCUGAUUGAUGCUGUAAAUGUGUCUGGAAAAGAGGGAGUGAAAGUAACUUUACCGACUGGACUUACUGAACUACCUAGUGGCACUAUUAUAUCAUGGUCUUUCCCAUUGAGUCGUUCAGAUUUAUUUGAUAACAUAGCUCUGCUGAAUGCUGGUGUGAUUAAAACGGACUACAGUAGGAAGUUCAAAGACAGACUGAAGCUGGAUACUCAGACUGGAUCUCUCACCAUCAGAAACCUCACCAUCAACGACUCUGGACUUUAUAAAAUACUUAUCAUCAAUACCCAGAGUUCAUCUAAGAUAGCAAAGCUAACUGUCUAUGCCUCAGUGUCUGCUCCUCACAUCAGUCACUCAGUGGACAGUCCAUUUGAAAAAGUGAGCUGUUCAUUGGUGUGCACUGUGAAGAACGGGAGAGAGGUGAUCUUGACCUGGUACAGAGGAGAGAAGAUAUUCAACCAGACCAGCAGCCCUGAUCUUCUCGCCAAUCUCUCUCUCCCUCUGGAGUUAAACAAAAGAAACAUUGACAACUACAGCUGUGAGGCUUCCAACCCUGCUGACUCAAAACCAACUCCACUCAACAUUGAAAUGCUCUGCCCUCAAUUGUCCUCACGCUCUGCCCUCACAGAAUUUGGCAGUACGUCCAACCGGCCUCACAACCGUAAACCACGUGUAACCAUGCCAGUUGGGGAUAUAUACUGGUAUCUGGCAUCUGGCACCGGAGGAAUCUAUCUGAUUGAUGCUGUAAAUGUGUCGGGAAAAGAGGGAAUGAAAGCAACUUUACCGACUGGACUUACUGAACUAUCUAGCGGGACUAUUAUAGCAUGGUUUUUCCCAUUGAGUCGUUCAGAUUCAUUUGAUAACAUAGCUCUGCUGAAUGCUGGUGUGGUUACAACAGACUACAGUAGGAAGUUCAAAGACAGACUGAAGCUGGAUUCUCAGACUGGAUCUCUCACCAUCAGAAACCUCACCAUCAACAACUCUGGACUUUAUAAAAUACUUAUCAUCAAUACCCAGAGUUCAUCUAAGAUAGCAAAGCUAACUGUCUAUGCCUCAGUGUCUGCUCCUCACAUCAGUCACUCAGUGGACAGUCCAUUUGAAAAAGUGAGCUGUUCAUUGGUGUGCACUGUGAAGAACGGGAGAGAGGUGAUCUUGUCCUGGUACAGAGGAGAAGAGAUAUUCAACCAGACCAGCAGCCCUGAUCUUCUCGCCAAUCUCUCUCUCCCUCUGGAGUUAAACAAAAGAAAUGUUGACACCUACAGCUGUGAGGCUUCCAACCCUGCUGACUCAAAACGAACUCCACUCAACAUUGAAAUUCUCUGCCCUCAAUUGUCCUCACGCUCUGCCCUCACAGAGUCUGGUCCCAAUCCUGUCGCAUUCGCACUGGUCACAUUGUUAGCAGUUGGGAUAAUAAAUGGUUGGAAUAUUCUGGGCAGUUAAAAUAAGAACAUGUGGAGCCUGCAUGCAAAGAGAAGAAGAAUGAUGCUGAUGUAAACUUUCAGAGAUCGAAUUUGGCAGUACGUCCAACCGGCCUCACAACCGUAAACCACGUGUAACCAUGCCAGCCCAGAACCUCCACACCCAGCCCAGGACCUCCACAUCCAGCUUCUUCACCUGCGGGAUCGUCUGAGACCACCCACCCGGAGAGCGAUUGAAACUGAGGUUGGGGAUAUAUACUGGUAUCUGGCAUCUGGCACCGGAGGAAUCUGUUUACCAGAAGAGUCUGUUUUGUACUCAGAUGUCAGAAUCUUACCUUUUGUUCAGACAUGACUGGAUUCAAUCACUCCUCUCUCAAAGCUGUGACCUUGGAGUGGUUUAGAGGCUUGUGUGUCUCAAUGACCCUGAGAGCUAUGCCGGAGGGGGCUUGGGCCCCUGGUAGGUUUAGCCAUUCCGGAUUGGUCUUAGGUCAGGGGCCAGACCAACGACAGCAUUGGUCCUACAUGUUUCACGUUGGCAUGGUAGGUAGGUAGGCAACCAUACCACUAUGUCAAUGUCUUUACUGUAAUUUUAAAUGUGUAUUUUUCAUGGUGUUGUACAUUACUUUGCAAGAAAUGUGCUUGAUAAAAAUGCAAUUUAAUUGUUGUUGUUUAAGUCUUAACAUUUGUCAACCACAAGGUUGACCUGGUCCUUGUGAGCCAGCUCAGCAAAUUACAUUUCCCCCCAAAAAACACACAAAAAACUAAGAUUUUAUACCGAUCUCACAUUUAUACCUUUCAUUGCCACUAUUGUAUAAUUGAGUAUGUCAUUUCACAUACAAAUAGCAUCGCUAUUUAUUUGUCUGCUGCAUGCUGUGUGUCUUUACUGUAAUUUUAGAUGUGUACUUUUUCAUUGUGUUGUACUUUACUUUGCUAGAAAUGUGCUUGAUAAAAAUACAAUAUUAUUGUUGUUAUAUUUAGGUCAGAACAUUUGUCUGAAAUCCAAGAUUAGUAGUAUUUAAACAAGCAAAUUAGUUAAAUCAUGGCACCACAUCCACUCCCUGAAACAGGUUUUCCAUUUAUUUUCAAAAUGCUUGUAACUGACUGCCCAAACCUGCUGAUUUCAUGGGCAUGUUUAAACUUGUGGAGGAAUGUUUUCAUGUAGGUUUGUCCUGCCUUUAUCUUCCCUCUAGAGACUCUCUGUUAUGUUCUCCACUAUUUACCAAACUACAUUAAAGCCUGAUAGGAAGGUUUCUGUAGUGUUCUUAACCACAUUGGACAUAAGUGUCAUAGUCAUUAACUUAAUAAAAAGUGAGUAAGUUA